Molecule: messenger RNA, 3370 nt
Organism: Homalodisca vitripennis (glassy-winged sharpshooter)
Lineage: Eukaryota; Metazoa; Arthropoda; Insecta; Hemiptera; Cicadellidae
Gene: Amun
Exons: 6
Coding region: 24-944 (306 amino acids)
Source: RefSeq, a predicted model, not a curated record
CUUCGAACGCUGUAGUUAUCACAAUGGCUUCCGUGCGGGACACAGCAACUUUCUUCACUGAAGGUUCUGCGAGUCAAUUUGAACAUGUUUUAAGUUUAUAUCCUCAAGCUCUCAGGUUAAAAGCUGAAAUGAAGAAUAAAAAACCAGAGGAACUCAUCAAAUUGGACAAUUGGUAUCAAAAUGAGCUACCCAAAAAGAUAAAGUCUCGGGGGAAAGAUGCACACUUGAUCCACGAGGAACUGGUACAGCUGAUGAAAUGGAAACAAACGCGAGGAAAGUUCUACCCUCAGCUGAAUUACCUGGUGAAGGUGAACACGCCGCGGGCUGUCAUGGCCGAAACCAAGAAGGCUUUCCGCAAACUGCCCAACCUGGAGCAGGCAAUCACUGCCCUUAGCAACCUCAAGGGCGUUGGUACUACCAUGGCAUCAGCUCUACUGGCAGCUGCAGCCCCUGAGAAGGCACCCUUCAUGGCAGAUGAAUGUCUGAUGGCGAUCCCAGACAUUGAAGGCAUCGACUACACGACCAAGGAAUACCUCAACUUCGUCAACCACAUACAGAACACUGCCGAGAGGCUAAACAAAGAGACAAGCAAUGGAUGGUGGAGUCCGCACAGAGUGGAGCUUGCGCUGUGGACCCAUUACGUUGCCAGUGAACUCAAACCGGAAUUGUUGGAUGGGAUGCCUAACGGGUCUGUCCACCAUCAGAAUGGUGACACGCAGCCUUCCCCUCCUGCCGAGGUCUUGAGUAUUCCCGCUGAUGAGACAACUACGGACGGGUUGGAGUGUUCUGAUGAGAGCAACCUGGAAGCGAAUGGAGACAAUGGCAAGGUGGAUGCCGCAGAUGACACAACCACCACCUCCUACCCGGAGACAUCAGACCAGGAUAGCUGCAGUCUGCAGGAGGAGCCGCCCACCAAGAAACUAAAGGCAACGGAUGUCAAGUGACCAUCGCCGUUUGAGCAUUACUUUUAAAUCUCAUUUACAGUUGUUUUUUUUUAUAUUUAGAACAGAAGUGGUGUCCGGCUUUAAUGAACGUAUUGGAUGAGCCUCACUUGUUCGCCAACGACGAUCAAAUAGAAAUACCGACUUGUUGAUACGCUUGAGUCAGAUCUAGCUUAACGAGAGACUGCAGUUGAUUUACUCAGGGAGUUAGAUUUCGAUUAAUAUUUAAUCGAAUGUGUUUUCUUGUGGUAAUAGGAUACAAUGUGUGUUUUAUUACAAUGACAGAUUUUGUGGUAAAGCGGCGAUUUUUAUUUGUGUGAUUAGAUGAAAUCAGUUGUUUUUAAUAAAAACGUUUGUUUUUACUCUCAAUCUGUUGUUAGCAUUUAGGUUAAUGAUAUUAUGGUCUCGAUGUGUCUUGUGUUUGAAAGUAAGAUUAAAAAAAAGACAGUACGUUAAGACGUAACCACUAAAAAUGAUGAUUCCAAUAUUAAGAUUUUUAUGUCAUCAGUUUUUCAAGAGUGUGGAUUAACUUCACACUCCCCUUGUAAUGGCGAACCAGUGGGGCCUUCAACAAACAUUGGAUGGCUUAUACGGUGUUUGGAGACAUGGCUAAAUUAACCCGAAAAGAAAACAAUUACGGUAGUCAAAUUGUGUUCCGGAGUAGGAAAACGCUUGGGAUACUGUGCCUUUUGUGGCUACCUCUUCAUAUAAAUGUUCUUGAAACGUGUGCUAACCAAAUACGGAACUUUGAUUUUUCUAAGACUCAUUAGAAUUACUGUGUGACAUUUGUUUUAUGAGCGUUAGCACACUUUUUGUCAGCAUUUACAUAAAAUCUCGCCGUCGAAUGUUCCAAAUUGCCGUGGGCUGAUCACUCGCCAAUGGUAGAGCAACACGACUAGAUAUGUGUUUGCCAAUCGUAGUGCAACACGGCUAGGUGCGUGUUGCUAAACGGAUUUGACAUCUAAGCGUUUCUCGCUCAGGUUCCCAUUCUGUACACCACUUACUUUACUUAGGAUUAGUUUAAUUUUAGGGUUUUCUGAGAGUCGUGUGAGUCCGUGUGUGAAUGAUUCGGUUAUACGAGUUCUAUUGGUGUAUGAUUUUAAUACUAAAAAUUAAUUUUAAGCUUUUUCACUAAAAUGUCAUUAGUGAGUCUUGUCUUCAGGUGAAGUUUUUUGAUUACAUUCCAUUUUUUGCACCUGCAUAUACUUCUGUUUAUUUAGUGUUUUUGCCCGUGUAUUUUUUCAUUUUUUUACCCUAUUUGUGCAAAUGGAAGCCCUUAUAUUACCGCACUGAUCACGUACCUUUCUCUGGUAAAAUAGGAUUUUUAUAACAAAUUUUUGUAAAUAUCACAUAAUAUUGGUGAUUGUUAUUUGAAUAGAUGCUGACCAUUAUGCUAUUGUCGGUGGUCGGUGAGAAAUUUUGUCCCAAUCGAUAUUCGGUUGGUAAUGCUGUUAAUAGUUCUUGUGUUUUCUCAUCAACUUGUUAACGCUCUUCUAAAACCCUUGUUAAGGUUUCUGCAGUACAAGUAUAGAUUACUAGUUGCUAGAUUGUCUUGUGUUUUAUAAAAUGGUGCUCCAUGCUACUGGAAAUUCUAAACUUUUUUCUUCAUUUUUGUUGUUUGUCAAUUUGAUUUGUUUAUUUAAAGUACUACAUUCCAGUAUCUUGGAUUUCUCACUUAAGAGGUAAAUAUUUGGUAUUUUUUGUUUGGGAAUGGUUUGUUUAGAUUCCAGGUAAAAUAAAUACUGGUUAAAACCGUGCCUUGAGUCAACUUUUCCCUCUCCAAUGAAUUUAAAAAAUACCAAAUUCAUACAUGCCCAAGGAAAAUGAGUUCAAAAUUCAUUCAGCUUCAGCAAGCAGUUUGGCAUAGUUUUUUUUAUUGUUUCUAGAAAACUGAGUCUUGAAUGAAAUAGGUUUACUUAUUCAAUUUAUAGUGUACAAUAUAAAUGUGAGUUUAAAUAACGUAUACGUUGCAUAAUUAAAUAUGUAUUUGUGUGAUUUUUAAUACAAUUUCUCAACAUUCUAGUUAAUGCUUUAUGUACAUAAUAAUGGUUUUUAAAUUUGAUGAUGUACUUUUAUCUUUUGUAUUAUUUGUUCUGUUAAUUAUAGACUUAAUAUAUAGUUUUAUAUGUAAUUCUAUUUCAACAAGUAACUUUGUUUUAUUUUAGUGCUGAUUAAAAUUAAUAACACAAUUUUAAAUCAGUUAUUAUGCAGACAAAGAAUUAAGAUAAUUCUGGAAGUACUUAAGUGAACGAAUCAAAUAGGCUUACAUUUAUUAUUUAUGUAUGGCUUUUUCAUAGCCUUGUAAUUAGAAAAUUUGUCAUUGAUUAUUUAUAUAUUUGUGUUUGUCAUACUUCUUCAUUUUGUUUGUAAGUCUCAUAUGUUGAACGCAACUGUGUGAUCAUUGAAAUAAAGUUGUAUAUUUCAUUAGA